CGCGCACUCACGCUAACUUUUACCCCCUUUAAAAAGGGCGGCGUGGCGAGCAAGAGAGUCACAUUCAGUCCAAGAACUCCAACACAACAUGAAGUUCUCUUUGCUCGCACUGUUCCUCAUCGUCGCCAUCGUCUGCGUCCAUUCGGCGCCCACCUUCCCCAGGAGGAAUCGAGGGGGUAGCCGUUCCGUAGAACCCGAAGCUAAAAAGGAAGAGCCCAAGAAGGAAGAGCCGAAAAAGGAAGAGCCGAAAAAGGCCGAGGGAGGCAAAAAGGAAGAAGGAGGUAAAGGCAAAGGAGGUGGUAAAAAGGAAGAAGCCGAAGAAGAGGAAGGCGAAGGUGGCGAGCGAAGGAAACGGGCAAACAGGAACGACUCGUGGAAGUCGUUGACUUUCUUCAAACAGCAAAGCGUCAGCAUCGAUGGAGUUCAUCCGGCCGCCACAGCCGAAGCCACGGCCGACAUCAGCGACGCAAAGAAGCGCUCGCCAACAAACACGGGAUCCGUCGCAGCCUCCCCCGCCAUCGUGCCCGUCUUUGAAGUUCACGACCUGACCGGAGUAGAUCACAGCACAGUUCCAAAGGACAUUCAACCGUUCGAGGUCGUAGACAUCAGCGGACACACUCACGAAACCCUGCCGAAAGACGUCAUCCCCGUUGAAAUCAUCCCAGUCGUCGGUGCCACGGCCGGAGUGGCCAGCAACGUCGGACCCGUUUCCGCAUCGGCCGGAGUCUCCACUGCGUCCAACGUCGAAGUCUUCGAAGUCCACAAUCUCGACGGAGUUUCUCCCGACGAUGUUCCAGACGAUGUCGCCGUCUUCGAAGUGGUCGACAUCUCCGGACACACUGCCGAAACUCUUCCGGCCGACGUGACCCCCGUUGAAAUCAUCCCGCUCGUAGACGCAUCGGCCGGAGCGACAGUGGCCAGCAACGCCGGACCCGUUUCCGCAUCGGCCGGCGUCUCCACCGCAUCCAACGCCGAAGUCUUUGAAGUUCACAAUCUCGACGGAGUUUCUCCCGACGAUGUUCCAGAUGAUCUCGCCGUUUUCGAAGUGGUCGACAUCUCCGGACACACUGCCGAAACUCUUCCAGCUGAUGUGAUCCCAGUUGAGAUUAUCCCGAUCGGAACCGUGGCCGGAGCCACAGCCACUGGAACUGGAGGAGUCACAGCUUCGGCCGGCGUUUCCACUUCGUCCGGUCCCAGCCGUCCACCAUCCGUUUCACCCGUCAUUGCCCCCGUCGUUCCAGCCGUCGUUGGUCCAUUCGUUCCAGCCGUCACUCCCAUCUUCUACCCGACUACACCAGCGCCAUACGUCGCACCGGUUGUCACGCAAAUCAUUCCCGUUCCCAGACCAACUGCAGCUCCUGCAAUCAUCCCAGUUCCAAAACCCACUGCAACUCCGUACGUAGCCCCUGAAACUCCUGAAUACCAAACUCCCGAAGCCCCUGCUUACCAGGCUCCCGAGGUCGACGCUUAUGCGGCCCCUGAAGUCGACGCAUACGCCGUCAGCGCCACCGAGAGCUACGCCGAAACUGAAACGGAAGCGGCCGAAGUGGAAGAAACUGGAACGGAAGGAUACGAAGCCGAAGGCGCCGAAUACGAAGCUCCCGAAGCCGAAGGCGCUGAAUACGAGGCUCCCGAAGCCGAAGAAGCCGAGGUGGAAGAGUACGAAGGCAAAGGUGGCAAAAACAAAGAAGGAAAAGUAAGCAAAGGAUACAACAAUUCCAGCAGAGGAAGUAAAGGAGGCAAACACGGAAAAGGUAGAGAAGGAAAGGAAGAGAACGAAGGAAAGGAAGAGAAAGAAGGCAAAGGAGGAAAGGGAGGUAAAGGAAGAGAAGGUAAAAAUAAAGAAGGUAAAGGCAAAGGUAAAGGAAGCAAAAGCGAAGGAGGCAAGAGCGGAGGUGAAGGCGGAUCCGAAAGCGCCGAAGAAGAGGAUUAAACCAUUUCAACUCACGUCAAACAUUUAAAAUCCUGAAACGAUAACAAGAAAAAAAAAAUGAUUAUAAAACAUAUUAACCCCUCAAACAUUAUAUUUUUAUAUACUUCGACGCAACAGACUUCUCACUGGAACGGACACUCAUGCUCAUCCUCCCCCGCAGAUUCCUUCGUCCGUUGCCAACGUCUAUUAAAGAAAAAUACAUCAAAUAUUACUUCUAUAAAUAUCAAAAUGCUCGAGUCCUAUACAACACGAUGUCUUUGUUUUCGAUACAAUAACAAGCAAAACAAGCGUCAAAAUAAACAAUGGUGUCUCUAUAAACAAAA
Daphnia carinata is the source of this 2256-nucleotide messenger RNA. Its product is annotated as fibrous sheath CABYR-binding protein-like. The record is from RefSeq and is a predicted model, not a curated record. Bases 89 to 1933 code for a protein of 614 amino acids. NCBI's taxonomy places the organism in Eukaryota, Metazoa, Arthropoda, Branchiopoda, Diplostraca, Daphniidae. The transcript has 3 exons.